AUGCAAGCAAGUUUACCUGGCGAAAAGAAAGUCGACACAGAGCGGCUGAAGCGUGAUCUAUGCCCACGUAAACCCAUUGAGAUAAAGUACUUUUCACAGAUAUGUAACGAUAUGAUGAACAAAAAGGACCGAUUGGGUGAUAUUUUGCAUAUUAUCUUGCGAGCAUGUGCACUCAAUUUCGGGGCGGGUCCCCGUGGUGGCGCUGGUGACGAAGAGGAUCGAUCUAUUACGAAUGAAGAACCCAUUAUUCCCUCUGUGGACGAGCAUGGCCUGAAAGUAUGUAAGUUGCGCAGUCCUAACACUCCACGAAGACUCAGAAAAACACUAGAUGCCGUGAAAGCUUUAUUGGUGUCGUCUUGUGCUUGUACCGCAAGGGAUUUAGAUAUAUUUGAUGACAACAACGGCGUUGCAAUGUGGAAAUGGAUCAAAAUUCUGUACCACGAAGUAGCGCAGGAAACCACGCUGAAGGACUCUUAUAGAAUAACUUUGGUACCUUCUUCUGAUGGUAUAUCAGAUACCCUUACCGUUAUCCAGAGCUUCAGCUACUCGCUUUUGCCGGUCCUCAGCGCAACGUAUACGUCGAUGAUACAACAAGACGCAUCCAACUGUACACUGAUUACAACAAGAACGGUUCAUCGGAGCCUCGACUAA
Saccharomyces cerevisiae S288C is the source of this 651-nucleotide messenger RNA. RefSeq lists its product as uncharacterized. The coding region runs from base 1 to 651 and encodes 216 amino acids. Lineage: Eukaryota; Fungi; Ascomycota; Saccharomycetes; Saccharomycetales; Saccharomycetaceae. The transcript is spliced from 2 exons. The record is from RefSeq and is marked reviewed.